AUGUUUAUUGGGCUGGAUGUAGAUGUUCAAAAGGUCUAUGUAUCGCGUGCGGAGUUUAAACGCUCACAAAAAUACGACAACGUUUCCUUUUUGAAUGUACUCUGGUAUUUGAACGAUGUACUCUCGUUUAUUUGGCUCGUGAAGAUGACGUCGAAACACCAUCUAUAUAAUGGCCUUCACGCGGAAUGUAGACAGAAAAGGGAGAAAGACCACCCAAUAACUAUGGCAGGACCCAGGCCAGUGGUGCUGAGUGGCCCGUCGGGGGCUGGGAAGAGCACGCUGCUCAAGAAGCUGCUCAAGGAGUACGAGGGCAUCUUUGGCUUCAGCGUCUCACACACAACAAGGAGCCCUCGUCCUGGUGAAGAGAAUGGUAAAGAUUACCAUUAUGUUACAAGGGAGUAUAUGCAGGCCAGCAUCGACAAAGGGGAGUUCAUUGAGAGCGCAGUGUUUUCCGGGAACAUGUACGGGACGAGCAGGGCCUCCGUGCAGGACGUCAAGGACAAGAACCUGAUCUGCGUCCUGGACAUCGACAUGCAGGGCGUUAGGGCGGUCAAGACGACAGACCUCAACCCCAUCUACAUCUUCAUCCAACCCCCGUCCAUGAGCAUCCUGGAGAAACGUUUAAGAGACCGAGAGACAGAGUCAGAGGAGAGCCUCCAGAAACGUUUGCAAGCUGCCCAGGUGGACAUGGUGAUAAGCAAAGAUCCUGGCAUAUUUGACGUUGUCAUUGUCAAUGACAGUCUUGACGAUGCCUAUGGGAAGUUGAAAGACACUCUUAUUGAGGAAAUCAAAAAAGUCCAGAAAACCAACUUGUCCUCUUAAGCGACGAGAAGCAUGACAUCCAUCCCAGCCAUCCUGGCCACUCCUUACAAAAUGUCAGCCCCUCUAUUCCAAUCCUGAACUUUCUGUCAGAUACUGGUGUGGGAAGGAACUCCAGACAACAUCCCUUGCACCUAGACUUUUGAGUGUGCACUAAGAUCUAGCCUAUGUUUUUACAUAUUGGGAGGAUAUAGGUAGGUAUUAAGAUGAUAAAAACUGUAAGUAGAAGUGGACUAUUUAGCUUUAUUUACUCAUUUGGCACAGUUUUAUAUAAAAACACUCCAUUAAUGGUUAACCUGUGACUGAGAUGGUCCCUAAUAUGUUUUUCUUCUAUGUUUACUGCAUACAGGAGUUUCUGCCAUUUUUUUUCUUCUCUUCUGCCCAUUUAGUAGUAUUAUACCCCCAAAGCAUUAACUAUGUUCUCUCUGCUCUUCAAUAACAGAAGGCCAUAAUAACAAGACUCAUUCCCACUAAUGGCAGUGUUGUAGUACUCGAGACCACAUUGAGUGUCUCGGUCUUGUCUCAGUGUUGGAUACAUUUGUACUCAGUCUUAACUCAGUCUGGGACCAGCCGAGAUCAGCAGAGUAAAAAAAAUCCUAAUUACCAGCUUCCAUUCAGUCAGAGCAUAAAACUGCUUCUCCAGGCCAAAUAUAUAGAGUCCUUUCUUGAAACAUAAAUACCUUAACAGCUUUUAUAUCUAGUAUAGACAUGUUUUCUCAGUGGUGAACCUAUAGGCCUUCAGUGUGUGACAGGUUAGUACAGUGGUGAACCUAUAGGCCUUCAGUGUGUGACAGGUUAGUACAGUGGUGAACCUAUAGGCCUUCAGUGUGUGACAGGUUAGUACAGUGGUGAACCUAUAGGCCUUCAGUGUGUGACAGGUUAGUACAGUGGUGAACCUAUAGGCCUUCAGUGUGUGACAGGUUAGUACAGUGGUGAACCUAUAGGCCUUCAGUGUGUGACAGGUUAGUACAGUGGUGAACCUAUAGGCCUUCAGUGUGUGACAGGUUAGUACAGUGGUGAACCUAUAGGUCUUCAGUAUGUAACAGGUUAGUACAGUGGUGAACCUAUAGGCCUUCAGUGUGUGACAGGUUAGUACAGUGGUGAACCUAUAGGCCUUCAGUGUGUGACAGGUUAGUACAGUGGUGAACCUAUAGGCCUUCAGUGUGUGACAGGUUAGUACAGUGGGGAACCUAUAGGCUUUCGGUGUGUGACAUGUUUGUGAUUCUGAAAGGACAGCAACCAUAAUACCAGCACACUCAUGUAUGAGAGUGCACUUUUUGUAAAACACAAUAUGUAGCAAGCUAAAAAACCUGAGCCUAACGUUAGCUAGAUAGCUACACUAACUAGCUGUUGACUGACUGACUUUUCCCCCUCAUCGUUUUUCGGUGGCUAUACACAGCUAGAGAUGCAGGUAUCAUUUGGUUAGCUAGCAAGAACUUGAACAACCGUGUUUGAAAAUUCAUUCUGGCAAAUGGCUUGUUUGUUUAAAGGCCUACUGUGGCUCUGAUUGGCUAUAGCGCACCGGUCUGUGUAGACUCCGAUCCUGGACAGAUGUUUUUAUUCUGUUUAAUUUAUGGUUUUAUUUACUGCAGUGUCUUAAUUGUCUAAACACACGGCUGCUUUCCCACUCUAUAUUGCUAUGGAAUUUUCACAAAUGCCUUAGUAUAUGUAAUUCCCAAACAUUCUAAGAAUUUAUGAAAAAGUGAAAAUGACCAUAUAGUGGUUGCUUGUCAGAUUUUUUUGGGGGGGUGUAUAUGAACACAUUUUUAAUAAGAUUUCAUGUUCCUAAAAUGCUAUCAGUUCCACACUCGCAUUUUUCUGGUCUUGACUCUGUCUCAGACCCCUUGUCCCCCUCCCGGUCUUGACUCAGUCCUCAACAUAGGGCAGCUAACAAACAAUCACAAGGUCAGGUGCUUGGGCACUAGCUAAGCACAGGCUAACUCUGGCUCUAAGAUAGUCACACGGAAGCACCAUACGUAUUACAGCUGAUCUCAGGAACUUACUGUAGCCUAGCUGCUGUUUGCUAAUGAUCCUAGUCAUCUUGUGUGUGAAAAGAUAUGUUUGAAGUUUCCCUGUUUUACCAUACUGAUACAAUUAUGAUAAAGUACAAUAUUCAUUCACUCAUAAAACAAAGGAUUGUCAUUUAGGAUUUACAAUCAUGAUGUUAACCUCUAUAACAAAGUUACACUUCUGGAGCCCACAACUCACGGUGAUGUAGUCUAACCCCUAAUACAUGUUUUUGUUGUUUUGAAAGUUGUAUUGUAAUGGUGUAAAACUUUUGUAUUGUAUGUUUGUAAAAUAAUAAUCUCACCUAUAUUAUAAUGAUAUUUAGUUGGCCUUUUUUUGGAAAGGAAAUGUUUGAGUGAGAAUUAAAGAGAAUGAAUAUGAAAUAAAUGGAGCAAAUAUUGGCUCUGUCCUCAGGAGAAUAUAGAAAAGCUUAGAACCAAGCACACAGAGCAUUUGCUUUACUUGAAACUGGUUACAUUGAAUUCCACAAAACCUCUUUGUUCAAGGCAGCCUUCUAAAAAGGCUGCACUUAUUUAUUUUAAGUUUGUCGUUUAACAUGUUUUCCAUUCAGAACCCAAAUUCAGUUCAUUGGUAACUAAUAUGACAUACUCUGGCCCAUGACUCUUAAACUCCAUAGCUUCUUGUCCUCUGUAUUUGAUCUCCCUUUGAACAAAACAUUCCUUCCUUUGCACAAAUUACUUAAAUAAAUAUAUUUCAAUAACUUUUUCACUCUGAACAGCUUUUUAAUGGUGCAAAUGUUAUACCACUGCUUUGAAUGUGUCAUCUUUGGCCAAAUAUUGACAAUUUACCCAGCCUUCAACGAGUCCUUAUUUAAUAUGUAUUUCUAGUAACAUUUGAUGUAUUUUACAAGUGUAGUCAAGUAAAUUAAUAAAAAUGUUUUGCCUGGA
Messenger RNA from Oncorhynchus nerka (sockeye salmon), 3734 nucleotides. It is a transcript of the gene guk1a, whose product is annotated as guanylate kinase 1a. Lineage: Eukaryota; Metazoa; Chordata; Actinopteri; Salmoniformes; Salmonidae. The coding region runs from base 1 to 822 and encodes 273 amino acids. The transcript is spliced from 7 exons. Gene Ontology annotation, biological process: purine nucleotide metabolic process. Gene Ontology annotation, cellular component: cytosol. Gene Ontology annotation, molecular function: GMP kinase activity. The record is from RefSeq and is a predicted model, not a curated record.